UCUUAGUUGACACAUUGCAGUGCAGCCACGAGAAAGCAGUGAGCAAUUCCACUCUACUUCUCCCUCACCGGCUCCCCGUCCUCCACUUUCCCCGCCGACGACGCCAUGUCGGAGCACCGCGCGCCCCGCAGCUCCGUAGGAAGCCGCAGCUCCGCGCUGCCCCAUCACCACCAGCGCCUUCCGCCCGCUCCCGACCCGCUCGCCUCCAUCUGGAUCCGCCGCCUCCACCUCUCCCCCAACCCCCCGCCGCCGCCGCCGCCGCCGCCGCGGCCCCCGCCCCUGCACAUCCGCGCGCCGCCGUCUGCACAUCAGGACGCCAUCUCCACCGACGAGUCCCGCACGCCGCCGCCGCUCCCGCCGCCAAGCACCGGGUUCGGUCCCUUCCGCUGGAGCCCGCGCCCGUCGCUGGGCGCGCCGGCCGGCGCGUGGGCCGCCGCUGCUGGUCGUAGUGCCGUUGGCGGCGGCCAAACGAUGCUCUCGCCGUUCUUUCGUCUCCCAGCGCCGCUACCACCGGUCUUGGAUUUCGAGGAAGUCAUGCCUUUGAGGCCGUUGAUCGGUCUCAGAAGCCACAGCGGCAGUGGCGGGUUCCCUGGGUUGUCACGACAGAUGGUCGGCGGGGGCGACCCCGGCGACGCCUGGCUGUCGGCCAGAGCUGCAGGUGCUGCAUAUCCUAGCCAUGCUUUGGACAUGGUUCCCAUAAGAACACUUAAUGAUCUGCAUGAUAGACAGCAUGGUGCAAUACAAGUACAACCAAAUCUUGCAAGGCAUGAUCCUAGCUCUAGCAGCCAAGAUGAUGAACCUUUCUCGUAUUGGAACAUGGGGAGGUUCCGGAGAAACACCACAACUUCGUCAAUGACACCUAUUGGUGUUGCUCCUGUCAAUUUUGGCACAAAGAGGAAUGCUGAUUCAAACAAUUUUCUCCCUCUGAAGCUCAGGAAACUAAGUGGGGCUAUUUAGUGUUGAUGAAAUAUCUGGUCUGAGGGUUUUGAAAUGCAUAAGAAGCACACAUAUGCUGUUAUAUGUAACAGCAUGCAGUAACACUUCACCACGUUAGAGCUUGAGAAGGCUGGAGAUGGACGCAUUUGGUGGCAACCAUUGUAAAUUGUACUUUGCUCCCAAAUCGUUGCAUUUGGCAUCCUUUGAGCCACUGACCUGUAUGUUUGUAUAAUUUUGGUGUGAUAUAUAGGGAGAUGUCUUAUGCCACGUUUCCUCUAUGGCGUGUACAUUCACACAAAUUGACUCAAAACGUGUAAUGUUCCUUCCAAGGAAUUGUACGUUUUCCCUCUGCCCUUGUGUUUGUAAUUGCAAUUCCAUCCUUACCAUA
Sorghum bicolor (sorghum) is the source of this 1324-nucleotide messenger RNA. RefSeq names its product splicing factor, proline- and glutamine-rich. The coding region runs from base 106 to 957 and encodes 283 amino acids. Lineage: Eukaryota; Viridiplantae; Streptophyta; Magnoliopsida; Poales; Poaceae. The transcript is spliced from 3 exons. The record is from RefSeq and is a predicted model, not a curated record.